AUCAAGUAUGAAAUAUGAUGUAUUCGAUUACAAAUUUGAAACACUGUACAAGUAGUCCAUAAUUGAAUUUGGGUUAAAGGUUAUAGCUAGACAGGGAAACGUUUUCAGCAAAAUCUUAACAAAAAAAAAAGAAAAAAGAAAAAGGAAUAGGAGUAGUGGUAGUAGAUGGGAGUAAAAGAGUUGAAAAGAACUACGACUACAUAUUUGGAUUAAUCUCCCACAGUCCCCGGUGUCUGAAUUCUGAAAACCCGGUUUGUUUUAAAAAUAAAUUAAUACUUGUACUAUAUUUUCCAGUUUCCACAACAACACUUUAGUCUCUGUAGAAGUAGUAGGGUUUUAAUCUGGGUAGCCCUAAAUUUACCCAAAAUCCUAAGGAGAACUCAAGUAUUCAACUACUCUCUCAUACUUAAAUUAUUGUUAUUCGUUGUUCAUAUUGAAUUUCCCCAAAUUGUCUGAUGCUGAAACCCUAGGUUUAGGUCUGUAAAUUCCAGUUAGGUGGAGCGGUGGAGGUGGCGGAGGCGGAGGCGGAGGCAGAGGCAGAGGCAGAGGCGGAGUCAGAGGCAGAGCAUGAAGUAGGCGGUGAAGAAGAGGAGGUUGGUGGAGAGCUGAGCCGAAGCCAUGGAAGGCGAGCAGCAUGACAUUGUGUUGGCUUGUGUUGUAUCGGGUGCCCUUUUUGCUUUUCUCGGUUCUUCAUCUUUCUCCAUUCUCUGGGCUGUCAAUUGGCGCCCUUGGCGUCUCUACAGUUUGAUCUUUGCCAGAAAAUGGCCAGAUCUCUUCAAGGGACCUCGACUUGGUAUUAUAUGUGGUGCACUCACUCUAUUUGCUUGGUUCGUUGUUGUUUCUCCUCUUUUGCUACUUGUUGCCUGGGGAUCCUGGCUUAUUCUUGUUUCCGGCCGAGAUAUUAUUGGCCUUGCUGUCAUAAUGGCUGGAACUGCUUUGCUUUUGGCUUUUUACUCCAUUAUGCUUUGGUGGAGAACGCGUUGGCAGAGCUCAAGGGCUGUCGCCUUCCUUCUUCUUUUUGCGGUUGCAUUGCUUUGUGCCUAUGAACUCUGUGCUGUGUAUUUUACAGCUGGUUCUAGAGCAUCAGAGCGAUAUUCUCCUUCUGGAUUCUUUUUUGGUGUAUCUGCUAUUGCCUUAGCAAUAAAUAUGCUCUUUAUCUGCCGAAUGCUAUUUAACGGUAAUGGUUUAGAUGUGGAUGAGUAUGUUAGGAGAGCAUAUAAAUAUGCUUAUUCUGAUUGUGUUGAGGUGGGCCCUGUGACUUGCUUGCCAGAACCACCUGAUCCAAAUGAAUUAUAUCCCCGCCAAUCUAGUAGGGUUUCACACUUGGGGACCCUCUAUUUUGGAUCACUAUCUGUGCUUCUUGUGUACUCAGUCAUGUAUGGCUUGACAGCAAAGGAGGCACGUUGGUUGGGAGCCAUUACUUCAGCUGCAGUAAUUGUCCUUGAUUGGAAUAUGGGAGCAUGCUUGUUUGGGUUCCGGCUUCUGAAAAGUCCUAUUGCUGCAUUGUUUAUCGCUGGCGCAUCUCGUGUAUUUCUUAUUUGCUUCGGCGUACAUUAUUGGUAUUUGGGACAUUGUAUAAGUUAUUUGGUUAUGGCAUCUGUGCUAUUAGGAGCCGCUGUCUGUCGUCAUCUAUUGGUUACAAAUCCGUCAGCUGAAAGAAGAGAUGCCUUACAGAGCACAGUUAUUCGUCUCAGGGAAGGAUUUCGACGAAAAGAGCAUAAUACUUCAUCAAGCUCUUCUGAAGGAUGUGGUUCAAGUAUGAAGCGCAGUAGCAGUACUGAAGCUGGCAAUCUUGGACAUGGGGUUGAAGCUAUAAACAGAAAUGGCGGAGGCGGACAUUGCAAUGGUGAAGCCAUUGGUUGGAACAAUACUACUUUACUCCGAACCACAAGCUCUCAUGAGGGCAUAAACAGUGAAAGGAGUGUGGACAGUGGAAGGCCUAGUUUGGUUUUACGCAGUAGUUCCUGUCGCUCUGUUAUUCAAGAUCCCGAUGUUGGCCCAUCCUUUGUUGAAAAGAGCUGUGAUCACAACUCCAUGGUGGGCUAUUCCAGCGGUGGCCUUGAAAGUCAAGGCUAUGAUUCAAGUACGUCAACCUCAGUGAAUUACCUUCCAGAUCUUAAUUUAGCUCUUGUACAUCAGGAAAAACUCAAUGAUCCAAGGAUUGCAGCCAUGCUUAAGAAGAGGUCAAAACAGGGUGAUCGUGAAUUGACUAACUUAUUGCAGAAUAAAGGUUUGGAUCCAAAUUUUGCAAUGAUGUUGAAGGAGAAAGGUUUGGAUCCAGAAAUCCUGGCAUUGUUGCAAAGAAGUAGUUUGGAUGCUGAUAGAGAUCACUGUGAUAACACCGACAUCACUAUCAUUGACUCCAAUAGUGUUGACAAUGCUUUACCCAACCAAAUUUCUUUGUCUGAGGAACUGCGGCUUCGGGGUUUAGAAAAAUGGUUGCAAAUAUUAAGAUUGCUUUGGCACUAUGCAGCUGGUACUCCUGAGAGGGCAUUAGCUCUUUUUAGUCUUGUCUUCAUACUAGAAACAGUGUGUGUUGCAAUUUCUCGUCCUAGAGUGAUUAAAGUUGUAAAUGCUGUUCAUCAACAGUUUGAGUUUGGAAUCUGCGUGGUUCUUCUGUCCCCUGUGAUUUGCUUGAUUAUGGCUUACCUGCGGUCUUUACAAGCAGAAGAUACAUCAAUGUCAUCUAAACCUCGAAAGUAUGGUUUCUUUGCAUGGUUGCUGAGCACUUGUGUUGGAUUGCUACUUUCCAUUUUGAGCAAAUCAUCAGUUCUUCUUGGAUUGUCCUUGACUGUACCCCUCAUGGUGGCAUGCCUUUCAAUUGCUGUUCCGUUAUGGAUUCGUAAUGGAUACAAUUUUUGGAUCCGUCCUGACAGUUCAUCUAAUCGAACUGAAAAUCAUCAAGCCCUUGGACGGACAGAGGGCAUUGCUUUUCUCGUCUGUGUAACGAUUUUUGUUGGAUCGGUGAUAUCACUCGGUAUUAUUGUUUCUUUUAAGCCAUUAGAUGAGUUGUCUUACAAAGGAUGGAAUGGUAAUGGAAAAAGCUUUGUAUCUCCUUAUGCAUCCCCUGUUUACCUUGGUUGGGCAAUGGCUUCGGCAAUUACUCUACUGGUCACGGGUGUGCUGCCAGUGAUAUCUUGGUUUGCAACUUAUCGGUUCUCUAUCUUCUCCGCAGUAUGUUUGGUUUUAUUUUCUGUUGUCCUUGUGGUAUUUUGUGGUGUGUCAUAUGCGGAGAUAAUAAAUUCAAGGGCUGAUCACAUUCCGACAAAUGGCGAUUUUCUAGCUGCUUUGCUUCCCUUGUUGUGCAUUCCAGCAAUUUUAUCGUUGUGUACUGGCCUGCACAAAUGGAAGGAUGACGAAUGGAGACUCUCUCGCAGUGUCUAUAUCUUUAUAGCUAUUGGUCUUCUUUUGUUGCUCUGUGCUAUAUCAGCUGUCAUAAUUAUUGUCAAGCCUUGGACGGUAGGGGUGUCAUUUCUUUUGGUUCUUCUAUUAAUCGUGCUGGCUAUCGGUGCCAUCCACCUUUGGGCUUCAAAUAAUUUCUAUUUGACCCGGGGACAAAUGUUCUUCGUAUGUUUUCUUGCAUUUCUUUUAGCUGUGGCAGCAUUUUUGGUUGGACGGUUAGAAGCCAAACCCUUUGUAGGAGCAUCUGUUGGGUAUUUUUCAUUCUUGUUCCUCCUUGCGGGUAGAGCACUGACUGUUCUUCUUUCACCUCCCAUUGUUGUCUAUUCUCCAAGGGUGCUUCCUGUAUAUGUAUAUGAUGCUCAUUCAGAUUGUGGAAAAAAUGUCAGUGGUGCUUUUCUGAUGCUUUACGGCAUUGCUUUAGCGACGGAAGGGUGGGGUGUUGUUGCCAGUCUUAAUAUUUAUCCGCCAUUUGCUGGUGCUGCUGUCUCAGCAGUUACUCUUGUUGUUUCGUUCGGAUUUGCCGUCUCACGCCCCUGUUUGACUCUUGAGAUGAUGGAGGAUGCUGUUCAUUUUCUUAGCAAGGAAACUAUUGUUCAGGCAAUUGCACGAUCUGCAACAAAGACUCGAAAUGCUAUCUCUGGAACUUACUCAGCACCGCAAAGGUCUGCAAGCUCAGCUGCACUCUUAGUUGGUGAUCCUACAAUUAUACGUGAUAGAGCUGGGAAUUUCGUGCUUCCAAGGGCAGAUGUCAUGAAGUUGAGAGAUCGUUUGAGAAAUGAAGAGUUGGCUGCAGGUUCUUUUUUAGCCAGAUUCAUAAGCUGUAUAAGUCUUCAGUGUGAAUCUACUGGUGAUAUGGGGCAGCGGGAGUUAUGUGCUCAUGCUCACAUUUUGGCUUUGGAAGAGGCAAUAGAUACGGAGUGGGUGUGUAUGUGGGAUAAGUUCGGUGGUUAUCUUCUUCUUUUGCUUGGUCUAACCGCAAAGGCAGAGAGGGUACAGGAUGAAGUCCGCUUGCGUCUUUUUCUUGCUAGUGUUGGAUGCUCAGAUUUAAGUGCCAAAAAAAUAAAAAAAUGGAUGCCAGAAGAUCGAAGACAGUUCGAACUUAUUCAAGAGAGCUAUCUGAGAGAGAAGGAAAUGGAAGAAGAAAUCUUUUUACAGAGACGUGAAGAAGAAGGGCGGGGCAAGGAGAGGAGGAAAGCCCUUUUGGAAAAGGAAGAGCGCAAAUGGAAGGAGAUAGAGGCUUCUCUUCUGUCUUCUAUUCCUGAUGCUGGAAGCCGGGAUGCUGCUGCAAUGGCUGCUGCAGUACGUGCUGUUGGUGGAGAUUCUGCACUCGACAACUCUUUUGCACGAGAUAGGGUGUCAAAUAUUGCACAUCGCAUACGUGCAGCUCAAUUAUCACGUAGGGCGCUCCAGACUGGAGUUCCUGGUGCUGUCUGUGUUCUUGAUGAUGAGCCUAGAGCAAGUGGCAGGCACUGUGGACUGGUAGAUCCAAGUGUGUGCCAGAGUCAGAAGGUUACCUUGUCGGUUGUGGUGAUGAUACAACCUGAUUCUGGGCCAGUUUGUCUAUUAGGUACUGAAUUUCAGAAGAAAUUCUGCUGGGAAUUCCUGGUGGCGGGUUCUGAACAAGGCAUUGAAGCAGGUCAAGUUGGUCUUAGAUUAAUUACAAAAGGUGACAGGCAAAAUGCAGUUGCGAAAGAAUGGAGCAUCAGUGGGACAUGUAUUGCAGAUGGAAGGUGGCAUUUGGUAACAAUGACGAUUGAUGCUGACCUUGGUGAAGCAACAUGCUUUGUUGAUGGUGGUUUUGAUGGUUUCUUGAAUGAAUUACCUCUUCAAGUGCUGAAUGGUAUUUGGCAACAAGGAACAGAAGUUUGGAUUGGUGUUAGACCGCCUACUGGUGUGGACACGUUUGGUAGGUCUGAUAGUGAAGGAGCUGAGUCCAAAAUGCAUGUAAUGGAUGUUUUUCUUUGGGGAAGGUGCUUGAGUGAAGAGGAGAUUUCCACUCUUCAUGCAAAUGUGGGUGCACCUAACUACAAUAUGGUCGAUCAUCUCGAUGAUAAUUGGCAAUGGGAAGAUUCGCCUUCAAGGGUUGAUGAGUGGGAUAGUGACCCGGCAGACGUAGAUCUGUAUGAUAGGGAUGAUGUAGAUUUUGAUGGACAAUAUUCUAGUGGGAGAAAACGGAGAUCUGGGCGUGAAAGUGUUGUGUUUGAUGCGGAUUCGUUCUCGAGAAAAUUGAGAAGACCAAAGAUGGAAACUGAGCAGGAGCUAAAUCAGCGAAUGCUGUCAGUUGAAAUGGCUGUUAAAGAGGCUGUUUCUGCCAGAGGUGAAAAACAUUUUACUGACCAAGAAUUUCCCCCAAAUUACCAGUCAUUGUUUGUGGAUCCAGAAAAACCUCCUCCUAAGUUGCAGGUUGUUUCCGAAUGGAUGAGGCCAAUGGAUAUAGUGAAACAAAUUCGAGCAGAUUCUUGUCCAUGCUUAUUUUCUGGUCCAGCAAAUCCAUCUGAUGUUUGCCAGGGGCACUUAGGCGAUUGUUGGUUUUUGAGUGCUGUUGCUGUUCUAGCUGAAGUCUCUCGAAUCUCCGAAGUGAUUAUCACUCCAGAAUAUAAUGAGGAAGGAAUAUACACUGUUCGCUUCUGUAUUCAGGGUGAAUGGGUGCCUGUUAUUGUUGAUGAUUGGAUUCCAUGUGAAGCGCCUGGAAAACCAGCAUUUGCUACGAGUCGCAAGGGAAAUGAACUCUGGGUUACGGUGUUGGAGAAGGCAUAUGCCAAGUUGCAUGGUUCCUAUGAGGCAUUAGAAGGUGGACUUGUCCAGGAUGCUCUAGUAGACCUCACUGGGGGAGCUGGUGAAGAAAUUGAUAUGAGGAGUCCACAGGCACAGAUUGAUCUUGCAAGUGGGAGAUUAUGGUCUCAAUUAUUGCGCUUUAAACAAGAAGGUUUCUUACUAGGUGCUGGGAGCCCAUCUGGUACUGAUGUGCAUGUCUCUUCUAGUGGCAUUGUGCAGGGGCAUGCCUACUCAAUAUUGCAGGUUAGAGACGUAGAUAAUCACAAGCUUGUUCAGAUACGCAAUCCAUGGGCAAAUGAGGUUGAAUGGAAUGGACCUUGGUCGGAUUCUUCACCAGAGUGGACAGAUAGGAUGAAGCAUAAACUCAAGCAUGUUCCUCAGUCCAAAGAGGGUAUAUUCUGGAUGUCCUGGCAAGACUUUCAGAUCCAUUUUCGGUCUAUAUAUGUCUGCCGCGUAUACCCCCCUGAGAUGCGCUAUUCUGUCCAUGGGCAAUGGCGAGGAUAUAGUGCUGGUGGCUGUCAAGAUUAUGAUACAUGGAAUCAAAAUCCCCAGUUCCGCUUGAGGGCGGUUGGAGCAGAUGCAUCGGUUCCAAUACACGUCUUUAUUACUCUAACCCAGGGAGUGAGUUUCUCUCGAACCGCCACUGGUUUCAGGAACUAUCAAUCAAGUCAUAAUUCAACAAUGUUCUAUAUAGGAAUGAGAAUACUCAAAACUCGUGGCCGACGGGCAGCUUUUAAUAUUUACUUGCAUGAAUCUGUUGGAGGGACUGAUUAUGUUAAUUCCCGAGAAAUAUCGUGUGAAAUGGUUUUGGAUCCAGAUCCUAAAGGCUAUACUAUAGUGCCUACAACCUUUGCCCCUGGAGAAGAAGCACCAUUUGUUCUCUCUGUUUUUACAAAAGCAUCAAUAACAUUGGAACCUUUAUAGUCUCGUCUAGCAUGUCUAUACAUGCAUUUUUGGUUGGCCUCUGACCUCCCUGCUGAGCUUUGAUAAAGGUUGUCCCUAGCCUAUGCAUAAUGAGCAGGCUGUUUGAUUGAAUUACGGGGCUGUGCGGAUAAACAUGAUCCAGGAUCAGACAUUGUGCUUAGCAUCAGCUAUUAUGGUUGUAUGUGGAUGAGGUAAAUGAUCAGCAAUUGCCAAGAUGCAAUCUACCAUCCUUGGGUUGCUCAUACUGCAAGUUACUGCUGUUGCUAGUACUGGGGGAACUCUCAGAGAAUUACUGUGUACAUCAAUUUCUUGUAAAUGACGCGAGAAGAGUAAAUAGAUAGGCAGGAGAAAUUGUAAGUAGAAAAAAAAAAAAAAAGAAAAAAACAUCAAAUGUAUUGUCGCUUUAGGGAGCUUUAGCAUGCUCAUAACUCAAGCUCAUUCAUUGUUUAUAGUUUAUAGUCAAUCAGCUACAUGUCUGAUGCUAAUUCAUUGUCCAUAGCCAAUUUUGUACAGAUUUCAAUCAUUUCAUUAUUUGAUCGAUAAUGUAACCUCUUUUUUCCUACACAUGUGAGCUAAUCGAUAAUAUAACAUGCUCGUUUAACA
Chenopodium quinoa (quinoa) is the source of this 7704-nucleotide messenger RNA. RefSeq names its product calpain-type cysteine protease DEK1-like. The transcript has 31 exons. Bases 619 to 7101 code for a protein of 2160 amino acids. Gene Ontology annotation, biological process: proteolysis. Gene Ontology annotation, cellular component: cytoplasm. Lineage: Eukaryota; Viridiplantae; Streptophyta; Magnoliopsida; Caryophyllales; Amaranthaceae. The record is from RefSeq and is a predicted model, not a curated record. Gene Ontology annotation, molecular function: calcium-dependent cysteine-type endopeptidase activity.